AUGGCGGCGGCUUCCGCCAUGGACGUCGAGGCGCCGGCGCGUGCGCCCAGCACCACCACCAAACCGAAUCGCCGCUCUCCCCACGACCUCCUCGCCGAGACCCGCGCCUCCGUCGAGGAGGUCGCCGCGCGGAUCCUCGCCAUCAAGAAGGACGGCGCGCCCAAGUCCGACCUCAACGAGCUCGUCGCGCAGAUGUCGCUCCUCCUCAUCACGCUCCGCCAGGUGAACAGGGAGAUACUGAUGGAGGAGGACAGGGUGAAGGGCGAGACGGAGGCGGCCAAGGCGCCCGUGGACUCCACCACGCUGAGGCUGCACAACCUGCUCUACGAGAAGAACCACUACGUCAAGGCCAUUAGGUCGUGCCUCGACUUCCAGACCAAGCACCCCGGGAUUGAGCUCGUGCCCCAGGAGGAGUUCCACCGCGCCGCGCCUGCUGACAUCCGUGACAAGACACUCGCGGCUGACGCCGCCCACGACCUCAUGCUCAAGCGCCUCAACUUUGAGCUCGUGCAGCGUAAAGAGCUAUGUGAGCGGCAUGAUAAAUUGGAACAACAGAAGAGCAUCUUGAUGGGGACAAUUGCAACUCAGAAGAAAUUCCUUUCAAGCCUCCCGUCGCAUUUAAAAUCACUGAAGAAAGCAUCAUUGCCAGUGCAGCAGCAGCUGGGCAUGCUGCAUACCAAGAAACUGAAGCAGCACCAUGCAGCUGAGUUGCUCCCGUCUCCUCUGUAUAUAACCUAUACCCAGUUAUUAGGACAGAAAGAAGCAUUUGGAGAGAAUAUUGAAGUGGAGAUAAGUGGAAGCACAAAGGAUGCUCAAACUUUUGCUCAACAGCAAGCCAAGGAGGCAAAUGGCACUUUAUCAAAUGAUGAUAAUAAUCGGAUGGAUGAUGAUGCAAUUGAUGAUGAAGAAGAUGCUCAGAGAAGAAGAUCAAGGUCCAGGAAGACUUCGAAGGAAGCUAAUAAUCCUGCGUUGGCAUAUCAACUUCAUCCACUUAAAGUUGUUCUCCAUGUAUAUGAUACUGAAGUUUCUGGAACCAAGCGUCGUAAGCUAAUAACCCUGAAGUUUGAAUAUUUGGCAAAGUUGAAUGUUGUCUGUGUUGGAUCCGAAAACUCGGAGGGGGUGGACAGCAAUAUUCUGUGCAACCUGUUUCCAGAUGACACUGGUUUAGAGCUGCCUCAUCAGAUGGCUAAGCUUUACGCUGGGGAGGCUCCAAAUUUUAGUGAAAAGGAGUCACGUCCAUACAAGUGGGUACAGCAUCUAGCUGGUAUAGAUUUCCUGCCAGAAGCUCCUUUAUCUGCCGGGGAAUCUAACAGAGCAGCGAGAAGUGCUGAUUUGUCAUCUGGGCUUGCACUAUACCGCCAGCAGAAUCGUGCACAGACUAUUUUGCAGAGAAUUCGCUCUCGGAAAGUUGCCCAAAUGUCUCUCACGUGGCAACUUAAUUAUUUAACUAAGCUGAAGUGGCCUCAAAUAGAACACCAGAAUACACCGUGGGCAUCACGCACCCCAUUGUGUAAUCUGCAUAGUUGGUCAUUGACAGGGUUUUUUCCUGAGCCAUCGGCUUGUUCUGCUUUAAUGGUGAGUGAGCCUGCAGGAAGUGUUGACAGUGAUACGGAGAGAAGAUCUGUGACAAACUGGCAAGAAACUGAGGGUAUCGCAGAGGAUGGGGAACUUCCGCUUGUGGUUGCUGCUGAACAUAACCCAAGUGGUUCCAUAAUGUCGCACUCAGAGGUGUCACCUGAAGUUCGAAACCAUUCUAGAGGCUUAUCCCUUAUAACAAAGAGCGCCACGCCAUCUAAGCUAAGCAUCUCACACAGUUUUGGGAGAAAUGAGGAUGAUCUUGAUUUCUUAAUGGACAGUGAUACUGAGUUGGAGGAACUGACAUGUGACCAAGAAACUGUACAAGGUACUAUAACUAUCGACAAAUCCUGGGAGGACUAUGCUUCCAGGGAGUUCACGAUGGUUUUGAGUAAAACUUUGAAGAAUGGUCCAAAAGUCAUGCUGGAGGCCAAGAUUAAAAUUAGCAUAGAAUAUCCUCUUAGGCCACCCCUUUUCAGAUUACAGCUGAUUUCUGAAAACACCGUGGCUUUAAAAUGGCACAAUGAUCUCCGUGCAAUGGAAGCUGAGGUGAAUCUUCACAUCCUCCGAGACUUGUCUGUGUCAUGUGAGGACUACAUGUUAACCCACCAAGUUAUGUGCCUUGCUAUGUUAUUUGAUAUGCACUUUGACGAGGAUAACGAGAAAAGAAAAGUGACUUCAGUGAUUGAUGUUGGGCUUUGCAAACCCGUAAGUGGAACUAUGCUCACUAGAUCAGUCAGGGGAAGAGACCGCAGACACACCAUCUACUGGCGAGGUGCUGAUUGCUCUUAGUUAUCUGUAGAGUAUGCAUGAAUCAGCAUAUCGUGUGUCAUUUGAAGGAAAUGGAGGUGCUAAAACAACCAUUUUGUACUAAAUGGCACUGAGAAAACUAGCAUGGACCCUUGGUUAUUCCUGCUGACGUGGUCGGAGCUGCCAACCUAUGAUUUGAUGUUGCCUGAGAGUUCGUUAUGCAAUCAUGUUGUACUCUAAUUCUGGAUUUUACAUGAACUUUCGUUGCUCCAGCAAGUCUUGGGAUCAUGCAGGAUCAAUCAACAGACAGACUGUAAGCCAAACAGAGUUUGGAUGCGCCUGGGUGGUAGUGGAGUGGUGCUAGUCAUACUUUUACCUAUCUAUUUCAGUCAUCUAAAGUGUAGGCAUUUGGUGAUGGCUGACUUAAUCCACUGUCCAUGUUAUUAAGCUUUCAGCUGAUGCCUUAUCAGCAUUGGUAUACAAAGAUAUAAGAACCAGUGGCCAAUAGAAUAGAUUUAACUUAAAUCAAGGAAUUUUGCAAUAUAUUCUGUUUAAUCUGAACUACCAAUUUGAUGUA
This is a messenger RNA of Lolium rigidum, 2902 nucleotides long. Its product is annotated as THO complex subunit 5A. The record is from RefSeq and is a predicted model, not a curated record. The coding region runs from base 1 to 2367 and encodes 788 amino acids. Gene Ontology annotation, molecular function: mRNA binding. Gene Ontology annotation, cellular component: THO complex part of transcription export complex. The transcript is spliced from 8 exons. Gene Ontology annotation, biological process: positive regulation of DNA-templated transcription, elongation; mRNA export from nucleus. Lineage: Eukaryota; Viridiplantae; Streptophyta; Magnoliopsida; Poales; Poaceae.